AUGGAAAUUCAAUUCCAAAAACCAAACCUGCAGCAUCAGAAAUCAGGCAUUGCAUUCACAAAAGGAGGAAAGUUGAAAGGGAGAAGCAAAAGCAACAACACCAACAAAUUUGUUGGGGUGAGACAAAGGCCUUCAGGGAGAUGGGUGGCUGAGAUCAAAGACACAACUCAGAAGAUAAGAAUGUGGCUUGGCACAUUUGAGACUGCUGAGGAAGCAGCCAGAGCCUAUGAUGAAGCUGCAUGCCUUCUUCGUGGAUCCAACACUCGCACCAACUUCAUCACUCAUGUGUCCUUGGAUUCCCCUCUUGCUUCUCGAAUUAGAAAUCUUCUUAACAACAAAAAAGGUAUAAAAAAACAGGAAGAUGCUAAUGCUAAUAAUGCAGAAGUUCAAGUAGUUAGCAGCACUAGUACUAGUAUUACUACUUGUACUAAUAGUGAUUCAGGCAAUGACAAUGACAACAAUGACAAGUCUCUUUCUACUGUGACACCUCAAAGUUCAAAUCUCUUUGAUGAUGCUUAUAAACCAGAUUUGAGCAAUUGCAGGGAGGACUUUGGGUUAGGUCAUCAAUCCAAUACUUCAUGGGGUUUUGGACCUGUCUUUGAUCGUUUUCCAGUUGCUCAAAUAUUGGAUAUACCAAAGAUUGAUGAUUGCCUCACUGAUACAGCAGCUGACUUGGAGCUUUCGGAAUUUGAAAGAAUGAAAGUUGAAAGACAAAUUUCAGCUUCACUCUAUGCAAUUAAUGGGGUACAAGAGUACAUGGAAACUGUUCAGGACUGCA
Messenger RNA from Sphenostylis stenocarpa, 778 nucleotides. The record is from the annotation of a GenBank genome assembly. Lineage: Eukaryota; Viridiplantae; Streptophyta; Magnoliopsida; Fabales; Fabaceae.